Molecule: messenger RNA, 1053 nt
Organism: Trichoderma virens Gv29-8
Lineage: Eukaryota; Fungi; Ascomycota; Sordariomycetes; Hypocreales; Hypocreaceae
Exons: 4
Coding region: 1-1053 (350 amino acids)
Molecular function (GO): oxidoreductase activity, acting on NAD(P)H
Source: RefSeq, a predicted model, not a curated record
AUGAAGGAACUCUUCAUCUACGCCAAACCCAAGUAUGGUGGCAUUAUCAAGGAAACAGAUAUCCCGAAACCAGGACCAAAGGACGUUCUCAUCAAGGUUGCAUAUGCGGGGUUGAAUCCAAAAGAUUGGAAGGCUACCAAAGGAUAUGAUGAAUCACAAGCAUUCAACGCUGGAGACGAUGUCGCUGGUGUUGUCGAAGCGGUAGGCUCAGAAGUGUUCGAGUUCAAGCCAGGAGACCGCGUUGCAGGCUUUCACCAGAUGCUCCAUCCCCACGGCACCUACGCCGAAUAUACCAUUGUCAAGGCGUCCACAACGUUUCACCUGCCCCCCAACAUCUCUUUCGAGUCUGGCGCUUCAUUUCCUUUGGCCUUUAUGACAGCCGCCAUCGCCUUAUACCAGUGCCUAAAAGUACCACUUCCAACAACCCUCCAAGAUCCUGCUGCCGAAAAGACUCCCAUCUUGAUCUGGGGCGGCGCCACGGCUGUCGGAGCUUUCGCUCUUCAACUCGCCAAGCUGAGCAAUCUCAGCCCCAUCAUCACCGUUGCUGGCAACGGAAUCGACUUUGUCAAGUCGCUCAACGUAGCAGACCACAUCAUCGACUACCGAACAGGAGAUGUAGUCCAGAAAAUCAUUGACGCCGCAGGAUCGGCCAAGAUCAAGCUUGCGUUUGACUCUGUGUCCGACCCUGUCAGCUACGAGCCCAUCACCAAAGUGCUUGUCGCAUCUGGCGGCGGCACCAUCAACAUGGUCGAUCCCGUCCAAGGCUCGAAUUGGAAAUUCCCUGACAACGUGAAGCUUUCCGGCACAAUGGUUGGUUCAGCUCAUGGCGAUACUUGGGGCCGUGUCACUGAGGACCAAGCAAAGGUGGACCAGGAGUUUGCAUAUUGGUUCUACAAGUAUCUCAGCCACUUGCUGGCAGAUGGCAAAAUCAAGCCUCACCCAGUGGAAGUGCUUCCAGACGGCUUGAAUGGCAUAGUAAGUGGUGUGCAGGCGCUGUAUGACCGGAAAGUCAGCGCGAAGAAGCUUGUUGCACGCAUCGGAGACGACCUGUAA